This is a messenger RNA of Heterobilharzia americana, 702 nucleotides long. NCBI's taxonomy places the organism in Eukaryota, Metazoa, Platyhelminthes, Trematoda, Strigeidida, Schistosomatidae. The record is from the annotation of a GenBank genome assembly.
AUGAUUUUAUCGACUAAAAUGGAUGCGAAUUCUGAAAGUCAUGGAGGCUCGAUGUCCUUGAAAAUGAAUGACAAGAAAUCAAGUAUUUUAAGGCAGCAAUCGCAGACAGAUGAUUUAAAAAAGUUAACUGCUUCUUUGCCGUCUGCAACUUUCGGCAUAGACUCCUCAAAUGAAAAUAAAAGUUUUGACCCACGUAUGGUCAGAAAAUUUCAGUCUGGAAGAAAAGGAUUUGGUAUGUCAAAAUCCUCACGUACCCUUUCAGAACCUACUUUACCGACGGCCAAGUCACUUAACUGUAUGACAACAUCCAGCAUAGUUUCUCCUACAUUCGCCAGAUACAUGCCUUACUUUUUAUCGUCUCUUGAGAGUUCAUCAGAUUCAUCAACAACAGUAUCUACUAUCUCAUUGUCGAAUUCCAGCGAUGCCUCCAGUAGUACGAGAUUACCCUUAUCUGCAAGUCAACUUUCGUUACCAGAACCACCUGAUGGAGGUUGGGGAUGGGUUGUAGUGGUGGCCGCCUUCUUCGUACACAUGAUUACCGAUGGAGUAAUAGUAUCAUUUGGCGUUUUGAUUGAAUCUCUUAUUGAGGAGUUUGGAGAGUCUCUAAGUGCAACCUCAUGGAUUGGAUCAUUUUCUUAUGGGUUCCAGCACUUGCUGCUCCCCUGUCCUCUUUGUCGAUUAACCGCUUUGGGUGUCGAAUAA